Molecule: messenger RNA, 2055 nt
Organism: Cannabis sativa
Lineage: Eukaryota; Viridiplantae; Streptophyta; Magnoliopsida; Rosales; Cannabaceae
Exons: 4
Coding region: 1-2055 (684 amino acids)
Molecular function (GO): zinc ion binding; nucleic acid binding
Source: RefSeq, a predicted model, not a curated record
AUGGACCCCAUGACAAUCAUCCUUUUCUACAAUGGAACAUGGGUAGACAAAACAACAUACAAUGAUUAUGAAGUGGCAGGUAUACUAAUCCCAAUAAAAUGUUCCUAUAAUGUUCUUGCACAGGAGAUCUAUGAAACCUUAUCAAUAGACAGAAACAAGUAUGGAAUUACAGUGAAAUUUCAAAUUAAAGAAGGGAUACCACCUAUAACCAUCAAAGAUGACAAUGGCUGCAAGUUCUACCAUCAAAUAAGGAAGAAAAAUGAUGAUGAAACAAGAUACCCUUUGAUGGUAAACACAUUUGAAUCAUCAGCAUCACCUGAAUGUCUUGCCAGCAACAAUUAUUUAGAAAUUGGAGAAACAAGUAUGCAGUGUACUGAACAGUUACCAACAAGAACAGAAUAUGCACAAUUGGUAGCAGAUUAUGCUUAUGAUCAUGCACAACAAGCACUGCAAACAAGUUCAGAGAUAAACCAUGUAAUUACAAAUCCUCAAAUUGACAGAAUACAUGUUGGCCAAGUCUUUUCAAACAAGCAAACACUGAAGAAUGCAAUCAGCCUAUACUCAAUUAGACAAAACCGGCCAUUCAAGGUGAAGAGAUCAUCAACUCUUGACUAUAAAAUCUUUUGUGUUGAUGAAAAUUAUAUCACCUCCGGAAACCAUCCUCAAGCCACAAGCAACCUAGUUGGGCAUGUGAUAAAAAACAAAUUUGUCAACCCAAAAAGAAACUACACUCCAAAUGAAAUUGUAGACGACAUUGCAGAUGACUAUAGUGUCUCGAUAUCCUACCAAAAAGCACGGAGAGCAAGAGAAAAAGCUAUGGUGGAUGCUAGACGCUGCCCACAAGAAUCGUAUGGCGAAAUACCAUCCAUAUUAUACAUGAUGCAAAUAUCCAAUCCAGGGACAAUCACGAGAUCUUGUUGCGAUGAAGAUGGUAAAUUCAAGUAUCUAUACUUCGCUAUAGGAGCUUCAAUCAAAGGUUGGCAACAUUGCACCCCAAUAAUAGUCACGGAUGGUACAUUCUUGACAAACCAAUAUGGAGGUACUCUAUUGACCGCAAAUGCACAAAAUGCAAAUCGGCAUAUAUUUCCACUUGCAUUCGCAAUAGUGGAUUCUGAAAAUGACAACUCCUGGAAUUGGUUCAUGCAAAAAAUAAAAGAAACAUAUGGAGAAAGAGAAGGACAAUGCAUAAUCUCGGAUAGGCAUGAGAGUAUAUACAAAGCAACAAAGUCAAACUUCCCACUCCUAAUGCAUGGGGUAUGUUGCUAUCACUUGCUCAAAAAUCUAAAAAUGAAAUUCAAAAAAGGAGGAGAUGAGCUCAAACAUGCAUUUGAUGGAGCUUCGAAAGCUUACACUAUAGAAGAAUUUGAGAAAUGCAUGCAAGAUUUGGACAACAUUGACUUAAGAAUAAGAGAUUUCUUGGCCAAUGAAGUUGGAUAUGAUAAAUGGACAAGGCUAUACAGCAUGAAUAAAAGAUACAAAACAAUGACAUCAAACAUAGCAGAGUCAGUGAAUGCAGCUCUCAAAUCAGUAAGAGAAUUACCAGUUGCAACCUUACUAGAAUGUCUACACUCUUUGGUACAAAGAUGGUAUUGGGAAAACAAAAAUAGAGCCUUGAAAACGGACACUACUUUGGCAAAUAUUCCAGAAAAGGCUCUCAAGAAACAAAGAGAAAUGGGCUUAAAAUACAAGAAGUUUGACUAUGACGAAAUGCCUUGCUCGCAUGCAAUGGCUGUACUAGCCAAAAGAAACUUCUCUUGCUACAAAUACUGCUCCUACUACUACACUAAAGAAGCUUUCAUGUCAACAUAUGAGGAUAGCAUACUUCCAUUAGGUGAAGCAACAUCAUGGAAUAUACCAGAGGAUGUGAAGAAUAUCACAGUACAUCCACCAAAAUAUAAAAGACCAGCUGGGAGGCCAAAGAAAGAUAGAUAUAAAGGAGCAAUGGACACAAAAACAAAAGUCAAGUGUGGGAAAUGCAACCAAAAAGGACAUAAUCGACGGUCUUGCAAAAAUGAAGCAAUUCUAAAUCCACUGAAGAGAAGAAAGUUACUUUAG